AUGGAGACUUCGGAAUCAAGUGCGCUUAGUGCUUGGUAUAUUUCAUCAGAAGCAUCCCAAUGUACGGCCGGCGCUGAGCGCAUUUUCGAGGAAGCUCUAGCGGAAUUUUCUGCAGAGUUCUCAAAAGAUGGAAAGCAGCAGCAGUGGAUCACUGAUUCUAAGUAUGGGAACUUUGAGAGCGUCCUCGCUUCUGUCGAAGAGGCCCGAGUUUACUACGAAGAACGAAAAGGCAAUUCAAGACUUCGUAAAGGAUUAUUGCAUCUCUCGGAGAAAUUAUACAGUUAUAGUAGUAUCAUGGACGUGCUACUCCCACAACAACCGGAAUACUCGACUUUAGCCUACAGUGCUAUGAAGUUUCUUCUUCUCUCAGUCAUAAACCAUCAUAAACUUGUUUCGCAACUCUGUGUUGGGCUCAAUAGCAUCGCACAUGUCAUAUCGCGCGCACAACUCAUCAUACGACUCUACCCAACUCGGCAAAUCAGGCAAGUCAUUGUUGAGAUAUAUGUCAAUAUACUCAAAUUUCUUUUGCGGGCCCUUAGCUGGUACCGAGAGAGUAAAAUGACGCAUAUGCUGCAAUCAAUCACGAUGCCUACUAAGCUGCGAUAUGGUGAUAUUUUGGCAACUAUAUCGUCUCUAUCUGAUACAAUGUCUAAGAUGGCUCUAGACAGCAGUCACGCUGAGCAGCGAGAUAUGCACACAUGUAUUGCUCAAAUGAUGCAUGAGCAAAAGCUGACUCGCGAAAGUAUUACAGAACUAAUAACAGCAGUUUCGGACAUGAAAAUCUCUAUGGUGACUGAACAGGGCAUCAAUGCGUCGGCGAGAAUCGAAUUUCGGCAGAGGCUAUCCGAAGUCCAGCUUAUGCAGCUCUUGAGCCAAUUAUCUGUUGCUGUCCUUCCAGAUCCCAUCAAAGCUUUUCAGUUGCUAUUGUUCGUGUCUAAGAAGCGACAGCCGAAAUCGUCAAUCAAAGGAGAGGCAUUUUGGCUUGAUUCAAGAAUCCAAAAAUGGAAUAAAGACAAAGACUCGUCUCUUGUUAUUAUUAAUGGAACAUGGAAGACACGUUUCCAUCUCCAGAGUUUUUGCGUAAGAUCUAUCGCGAUACUAUUUGAUGCAAAGUGUCCGGUUAUUUGGGCAUUGAAAGCGCUCAACGUUGACAAAACACCUGCCGAUCAAGCACAAGUGUCGACAAUCGACCUACUUAAGUAUAUAAUUUCACAGGCCAUUUCUGUCAACAAAAGUAUCCACACCGAUGCAGCUCUGGUCCCUCAUCUCAAGUCUCAUAUUGACGCAAAGUCAGAAGAAGACUGGAUUAAUAUUCUUGCAGCAGUCCUCCAGGGUAUACCGCGUCUCUAUAUUAUCAUCGAUGUUGAAGUCUUAAGCCAAAAUUUGAGGACAUUGACAGAGGAUUUCUGGCCGGCAUCAUUCCUAAAAAUGUUCUCCGAGCUCUCAGCACGCAAUAUUGGGACAAUUGUCAAAGUAGCUUUAAUCAGCUAUGGCUCACCACUACUUAAAGGCCCGUUCAGAAAGGAUUGUCAGGAUCUCGUUGUGUCGGUUGGUGGGGUGAGACAGACUCGAGCAUCUGUAGCGAGGGCCCGCAAGCAGGGCUCUUCCAUUAUUAGGACCAGAAGAAAUGUUGGGUUACAGGCCAUGUAUAACAGGUAA
Messenger RNA from Trichoderma breve, 1659 nucleotides. RefSeq lists its product as uncharacterized. The transcript has 3 exons. The coding region runs from base 1 to 1659 and encodes 552 amino acids. The record is from RefSeq and is a predicted model, not a curated record. NCBI's taxonomy places the organism in Eukaryota, Fungi, Ascomycota, Sordariomycetes, Hypocreales, Hypocreaceae.